AGGCGCGAAAGCCGGCGGCGGCCGCCCGGGACUCUGGUCUCGGGCCGGUGAGCGGCCCGUCGGGCUUGUCAUGCCCGCGCGAGGAGCGGACCGGCCGGCCCUCAAGCCGCCGGCCUCCGAAAGAGCGCGCUCCAGCGCGGGGGGUUCUUUGGCGCCCGAGACGGGCACCCCGUGUCGCGAGAGAAGAGCCAUAAAUGUGGGAAAGUUGGAGGCGCGUCUUCGUGUGGGCGGAGCAUGACCGGGCGGGGCCCCGUCUUGACCCGGCCUCUUCGUUUGCACCUUCCUUCGUGCGGGGCUUCUGCGUGUGUUACUGGUGCUUAGUCCUCUAGGGGCCUCUUUGUUUACAUGAGGAAGGCGAAGCUUAGGGGUGUGGCGUGGCUUUGCCAAGGUAGGCGCCUGGUGCAGGAGCAGGUGUGAACCUGGCGGUGGAUUGUUUUAAUUACUUGCCGAUGUGCUGAGCGGCCACCUCAGUGCCCAUUAAGGAUCCUGACAGACUGGCUGAGGGAGCGCAAGAGCCACUGCCGUUCUCAUCGCCGAGAUUCGCAGCAGUUGCUCCCAGUGACAAAGACACACCUUGACGGGGACCAUUCAGACUUCACAGGACUGGGACGGUGCCGGAGCGUGAAGGAGUUUGAGAAGCUCAAUCGCAUCGGGGAAGGCACCUACGGCAUCGUGUAUCGUGCCCGGGACACCCAGACGGACGAGAUUGUUGCCCUGAAGAAAGUGCGGAUGGACAAGGAGAAGGACGGGGUCCCCAUCAGCAGCCUUCGAGAGAUCACGCUGCUCCUUCGCCUCCGCCAUCCGAACAUCGUGGAGCUGAAGGAGGUGGUUGUGGGGAACCACCUGGAGAGCAUCUUCCUGGUGAUGGGUUACUGUGAGCAAGACCUGGCCAGCCUUCUGGAGAACAUGCCGACCCCCUUCUCUGAGGCCCAGGUCAAGUGCAUUGUGCUGCAGGUGCUCCGGGGCCUCCAGUAUCUGCACCAGAACUUCAUCAUCCACAGGGAUUUGAAGGUCUCCAACCUGCUCAUGACGGACAAGGGCUGCGUGAAGACAGCGGAUUUCGGCCUGGCCCGGGCCUACGGCACGCCAGUGAAGCCCAUGACCCCCAAGGUGGUCACCCUCUGGUACCGAGCCCCCGAACUGCUGCUGGGAAGCACCAUGCAGACGCCCAGCAUCGACAUGUGGGCAGUGGGCUGCAUCCUGGCCGAGCUGCUGGCCCACAAGCCCCUCCUCCCUGGCACUUCUGAGAUCCACCAGGUGGACCUGAUCGUGCAGCUGCUGGGGACCCCCAGCGAGAACAUCUGGCCGGGCUUCUCCCAGCUGCCGCUGGUCGGCCAGUACAGCCUGCGGAAGCAGCCGUACAACAACCUCAAGCACAAGUUCCCGUGGCUCUCGGAGGCUGGCCUGCGCCUGCUGAACCUCCUCUUCAUGUACGACCCCAAGAAAAGGGCGACGGCCGGCGACUGCCUGGAGAGCUCCUACUUCAAGGAGAAGCCUCUGCCCUGCGAGCCGGAGCUCAUGCCCACUUUCCCCCACCAUCGCAACAAGCCUGCCCCCACGUCCUCGGGUGCCGAGAGCCAGAGCCGGCGCUGCAAGCCCUGACAGGCGGGGGCUCCUGGGACCCAGCUCGGCCCUCAGCUGAGCCCGACCGGCUGCUCCAGCUGACCGCCCACAUCUGCGCCUCUGCCCAGUGCUGGCCCGGAACAGCAGGCUGUGGACACGCUGGGUGCACCCUGUAGGGCGGACGCUGAGGCUGGCCCGCCAGGCUGUGUGGCACCAACUGGUGGUUGCAGCUUGUUGCCACGCCCUCGGCCCCUCGCCUCCCAGGAGAAAUCGCUGAGCCCGUCUUUGGGGGUGUCACUAGCCUAGGAUGAGCAGACCCCACGUGGGCGCUCUUCUCCCUGCCUGAGCACCAGGGUCUGCCCAGGAAGGGAGAGGCUGAGGUGACCCCUGGUGAGCUGGCAGGACUCACUGCGGGAAGGAGGCAUCAGGAGGGGCAGUCAGCCUGCUCUGAGCCCCAGGGUGAGAGCCUUGGGCUGGGGGCUGCUCCAUGUCCCCACUCCCCAAUGAGGCCCCGGGGGAAGGGGCACGCUUGGUGCUGGCUGGACCCCAGAGAUAAAUGCUUUCCUGACUGACA
Molecule: messenger RNA, 2137 nt
Organism: Sus scrofa (pig)
Lineage: Eukaryota; Metazoa; Chordata; Mammalia; Artiodactyla; Suidae
Gene: CDK10
Product: cyclin dependent kinase 10
Biological process (GO): regulation of mitotic cell cycle; protein phosphorylation
Cellular component (GO): nucleus
Molecular function (GO): ATP binding; cyclin-dependent protein serine/threonine kinase activity
Source: RefSeq, a predicted model, not a curated record